This is a messenger RNA of Pleurotus ostreatus (oyster mushroom), 579 nucleotides long. RefSeq lists its product as uncharacterized. Gene Ontology annotation, cellular component: mitochondrion. The coding region runs from base 1 to 579 and encodes 192 amino acids. The transcript has 3 exons. NCBI's taxonomy places the organism in Eukaryota, Fungi, Basidiomycota, Agaricomycetes, Agaricales, Pleurotaceae. Gene Ontology annotation, molecular function: structural constituent of ribosome. The record is from RefSeq and is a predicted model, not a curated record.
AUGGCGCGUAAACCCAAGACAAUACCCGGUCCUUCACGGCUCUCUAAAAUACUCGCCAACCUCAAUGCUUCGCCACGGCUAGAGUUGUCCAACCUACAAAGCAUCAAGCUCACCUUAGCCUCAAAAAACGAUCACUUCGGCGCGCGUCAUUUUCUGAAGGAAGAGCUCCCUCGUAUUCGAUGGGCGAACCCGACACUGGACAUUGAAGUCGAAAAGGUUCCAAAGACUAUCAAAGAAGCAUGGAAACCUGAGCUCGAAUUGCGCUUCACCAAUGGACAGGCACAGACCCUUGACCUGCAUGGCAAGUGGUCAACAACGAUUGUCCGAGAGUUAAUGGAUACUGCUGGGGCGAGGUCAUGGUUCGCGUGGAAGGAAGAGAGUGCGGCCACUGACUCUCCGCUUCUACGCGGAGAAGAGCGUGCACCCGAACCGGUGGAGGCUUCACCGAAACCUCUGCCUUCGCUAGCCGCAUUCAGAGCGCGACAAGGACAGGAUACAUCCACGAAGGUCGAGGGUUCCGCACCAGCAACUCCCCAAGACCCACCACCAGCUACUGAAUCUAUAUCUGCGAAUGCUUAG